AUGACAGCGAAAACACAGCAUACCUUAAUUGACGAAAAAGCCAAUAUUCCAAUAGCGUUAUCCGAAAUAAAAAGCCAGAAGCUGAUUGCUGUCGAUUGUGAAGGUGUCAAUUUAAGUAGGAAAGGGGAGCUCACUCUGCUGGUCACAGCAACAAAGGCUAAGGUUUUCAUCUUCGAUAUAUUAAAACUCGGACAGUCUGCGUUCGACAAUGGGCUUCGUGAGCUUCUGGAGGAUGACUCCAUCGAGAAAUUAAUGUUUGACUGUAGACAAGAUUCAGAUAGUCUAUGGCAUCAAUUCAAAGUUAAAAUAACAGGUGUUCUUGACAUUCAGCUUCUAGAAGUGAUGUUCCGCAGAGUUCACUCUCCUUCAGAACCGAAACAGUACAAGUCCUACAGGCGAAGCGCGAAGACCGACGAUGUUGAAAACAUUUACGGAUAUCGAAAGUGCAUCGAAUUAUACCUUGAUGACAAAGAUCUGGUUGAAAAGAAAGAAAAUGGCAAACAAAUGUUUGAUAGUGGGAGAGAAAUAUGGAAAAGACGCCCACUUCCGGAACCCCUGGUCGAGUAUUGUAAAGUCGAUGUUUCCGGUUUGUUCCCGCUGUAUGAAAAGCUUAAACAGUCUAACGAUAUCCUACCACGUCUGCGAGUUGCAUCCAAACGUUAUGCGGACAUGUGGAGAAGAAAAGAGGAACGAAGUUUUAAUGAAUACGAAUCAAACGCCUUACUGCCUUUGGACAUCAUCCCAGAGUCGGGAACACUUAGUUUCCCUCACGCGUCCACGAAAUGUACAAAGUGUGAUCGGAUGUUUCCUAGAGAUGAGUUCAGUGGUAUACAGCUGCGACAAGGGGUCCAGAAAUGUCGGGUGUGUAAAAAAAUUAAACUUAGGAUAGAUGUUCAGCAAAACAGAGAAGAUAACUGGGGGCGGGAAGAGGAGUAUUGCUAUUUUGACGAAGAAGUGGAAGAUUAUUUCUAA
Ylistrum balloti is the source of this 972-nucleotide messenger RNA. Its product is annotated as piRNA biogenesis protein EXD1-like. The record is from RefSeq and is a predicted model, not a curated record. Lineage: Eukaryota; Metazoa; Mollusca; Bivalvia; Pectinida; Pectinidae. Gene Ontology annotation, molecular function: nucleic acid binding; 3'-5' exonuclease activity. The coding region runs from base 1 to 972 and encodes 323 amino acids. Gene Ontology annotation, biological process: nucleobase-containing compound metabolic process. The transcript has a single exon.